Hippocampus comes (tiger tail seahorse) is the source of this 4198-nucleotide messenger RNA. RefSeq names its product RPGR interacting protein 1 (gene rpgrip1). The transcript has 31 exons. Gene Ontology annotation, biological process: retinal rod cell development; non-motile cilium assembly. Lineage: Eukaryota; Metazoa; Chordata; Actinopteri; Syngnathiformes; Syngnathidae. Gene Ontology annotation, cellular component: photoreceptor connecting cilium. The record is from RefSeq and is a predicted model, not a curated record. Bases 331 to 4194 code for a protein of 1287 amino acids.
UUCCAAUCAAAUCCGUUCUGCUCAACCUGCACCAAGAAGACUCACCCUGAACACAGAUCCCAGAGCAGCACGCCACUCCAAAAAUUCCCGGCUCGCGCCCGCUAAACUAGCCUGGGCGAGCGCACGCAACGUAAUCUGAUUAGUGCACAGGCAGGAUUACCCACAGAAGCAGAUGGAGCUGUGAGGUGGUCGUCAAGGUUUAUUUUGAGCCAAUGAGAGCAAGAUGAAGGCGGAUUAAAUCGCACAUUGUCCAAGCCUAAUGUGCAGACGUUUCGGAAUUUUUGACCAAGCAAGGUGGUUUAUACUGGCUGCUUGUGGAUCGUUGGUGUGAUGUCCCCCAUGGCGGACGAAACGGCGGGGGACCUCCCGGUAAGAGACGUGGGUCUGAUGAGGGGGGGACUCAUGCCAGCUGCUGUCCCAGAGGCCAUAAGUGACGUGAAGCCGUGGAAGAAGCAUCACAUCAUGAUUACGAAAGAUCCUCAGCGGGUUUUUCGCCUGCCCAGGGAGCAACUGGAGAAUCUUUGCCUCAACGUGCAAGAAGAAAAUGUGGUGCUGAGAAAUCACACACGAGCGCAGGAGCAGAAGAUGCGCAGGAUGUCCACGAGGCUGAUGCGUCUCCGUCAGGUGGGGACGUGUCCCGGCAGCGCCAAGGAGAAGGACAUGGAGGACGACCUGCAGGAGUUGGAAAAUCGCGUGGCCGCGCUGGAGAGCCAGAAAGUCGUUUUACGCAACAAACUCAGCCUGGCCAAGCAGCACAUUCUGGACCUGGGGGGUCGCACGCCAUACAGGUUCAGCAAAGGUACAAAAAGUACAGAAGUGGAUGGGGUAGCCAGCAGAGCGGCCCACACAGCCCCGCCCCGCUACUGUCCCCCGAUGGAGGACACCAGAGGAGACGCGGACAAAUUCAGUGCGGGUGAGCAGAUGAGGGUGAUGGAGCUGGAGCUGACCGCCCGGACCCUGCGGGAGACGCUCAGAGAGAAAGAGAAAGAGAUGGAGGGAACCGAGAGAGAGAUGAAGAGGCAACAGUCGGAAAGGCACAGGAUAAACAUCAGAGAGAACGUGGACGUCAUCGGUCUCCAAAAACAGCUUUCCGAGAAGAGCGUCGCCCUGAGGGUCACGCAGGAGAAGAUGGCCGAUCUUCAACAGGCCUAUGAGAACCAACUGGAGGAGAGUCAGAGGUCCCAGCGUGAAAGUCAGACUCUUCUUUUGGAGAAAGUGGAAGAACUGAGCGAGCGGCUCAAGCAGGAGCGGCACAGAGCGCUGACGCUGGAGGCCGAGCUGACGACUGCCGGCGUGUCUCUGCAGAACCUGGACAAGCUCCAAGAGCGCAUCGCCGACCUGGAAGGAGAGAAGGAUCGGAUCAAAGAAAACUACGACUCCCUGCUUGAGAGUACUUUAUCGACUUAUAAUGGACGUGUCGGCCACGCGGACAAACGUAUCGAGGUCGACGUGCAGAGGGAGGAGCCGGAGGACGCGACGUGCAGGAUAGACAACCAGAUCUUGACGGCAGCGCUGCAAACCGAGAGGGAGGAGAGAGACCGACUGCGAUCAGAGGCGGAGAAGCUCAGACAAGAGAAGGAGACACUGGAGAGGCAACAUCACGCCAAAGUGAAAGAUUUGGAUGAGGAGAUUCUUCAGUACAAAGGAGAGAUAUCCUCCCUGCAGAACAGACUGGACUCGGUCACCAAGGAGUUCGACAUGAGCGACGAAGAGCUCAGCCAAACGCUUUUGCAGAUCAAGGCCUUCCGGAUGCAGCAGGAGAGCAGGGAGGGUUUACGUUUCCUCGGGCCCGACGGCGGCACGGAAGACCCCGAGCGCACCGACAUGCAGGCAUUACACGCCGAGACCGUGCUGGAGCUGCAGAAAACCAGGAGCCUCCUUUUGCUGGAGCACCGCAUCAGUAAAGACCUUCAGAUGGAGCUGGACACGAUCAAGGAAAGGCUGGAGACAGAGAGGGCGCAGGUGAGGAUGGCAAUGGCGGAGAAAGACCAAGUUUUAUCCAAAAGAGCUUUUCAGAUCAACACUUUACAAGCCCGGUUGAAAGAUUUUGCAUACAGUACCAAGAACCGCAAAGGGACCGUGCCCAUACAGUACACGUGGCCAGCAAGUGAGCAGGAAGUAGGCCAAGGCGUUGAGGAUGACGUUUCAUGCGCUCCCCCGAGGCUCGGAGAGUCCCUCUUGGAACUCCACAUCAAGGCUGCCACCUUUACCCCAGGCGGCCUUCGGACGAUGGGCAACCUUCACGCAGACCGAGCUGAAGACACCGUGACCUUCUGCACCUACAGCCUUUUGGACUUUGAAGUUCACUCCACGCCUCUGGUGGCGGGAAGCCAGCCCAACUAUGGCUUCACUUCGCAUUACGCUUUGACGGCCCGUGAUCUGGGCAGGCUGCGGGUGCAGGGCGCGAGGGUCCGAGUGGAGCUCCACCAGGCAAUAGGCGGUGUCCGCUUUGUGACGCACGGAAGUGGCCACUUGUCCCUCAUGGGGGCUAUGGAGAGGAGAGGGGAGCGCGCCAAUGGCCGGGUCAACAUCACAGGCUCUGAGGGGGAAGUCGUCGGUGUGGUGGAUUUCUGGGCGCGCUUGUUCCCUCCAGCAGAGCCCCUGGAGGGCAUGGCGGCAGGAGACGGUGAUGGGAUCACAGCAACACAGAUGAUACCUGCUCACGUCACUCUGGGCUGGCGAGAAGGCGGCCAUGCACAGGAGUUGUACGACUACGGCGGCGGGAUCCCCAAUGCGUUGCUGCUGCUGCUUGACCAAUGCGAGGGCCUCAGCGGGCGAUGGCCCGGGCUACUUCCUGAUGCAUACCUGACCUACAGGCUCUACGACCUGCAGCCACAUGUGUCAAAAACCAUCCCGGGCACCGCCGACCCCGUAUUCCACGACGCUGCCAGCUACCCGCUUGCCGUCACAGCAGAUGUGUUGCGCUACCUGCGGUCGAGCAGUCUUUGGGUGUAUGUGUUUGAUGAGAGCGAUGAUCAGAUCCCGCCAGCCUACUUGGCUAAAACGCCCGUCCCGCUGAGAGCGCUUGCUACGGGCAAGGAGAUCACAGGCGAUUACGUGCUGCGCGAUCCUGCCGGGGGUCCUCGGGGAACAGUCAGAGUACUGAUUAAAUGGAAAUACCCCUUUCAACCGCCGCCGGAUGCCAUAGGAAGCAGUGAGCGGAGACGAGAAGAAGCACAAGGGUCACAGAGGCCCAUAGCCACGCCCAGGGUCAAGACGCAGACAUUUGUGCCAGGACAACCGAAAACAAGACAGAGGAAGACAAAAGCUUGUCCUGCGCCCGACUCCAUAAAACCGGUCGGCACCAAGAAAACCCACGAGGGGUCACCCGGCCUACCCGACAAGGGACCCUCUAUUGCGCUUACCGCGUCUUCUGAUUCGCCAAUGACAAAAUCUCCAGAAACCUCAUCCGGAGAGUCGCCGUUGAGAAAAAGCUCUGCGAGUGAGGGGGGCACUCUGAAUAUUCCCUCUGUGGAUGUGGUGUCAGUGGAUGAGGUGGAGGAACUGGACGAGGAGAUUGAUCCGUCAGAGUCUUCGCAUACCUCAACGAGUGACCUCUUCAUCGUGCCAUCCAAACCAAAGAAAAGACAGGGAAACAAACUGAGAGUGGAGAUCCUGUCCUUGACCUUUGAACCCUCCUCUCACGUGGCGCUGGACAAUUCGGUGCAGCGCGUCUUCGUGGAAUAUCGUUUGCUUGGCGUCCCCAUGGAGACCACCGAGACGCCCCUGUCCCUCCGCAAGCCCACGGCGGGGGAGGAGAUUCACUACAACUUCACACGAGUCAUCUAUGUGGAUGGGUCAUCGUCGGCCCCACUCAGACGGUAUCUGUACACCAUGUUGGAGGGCAGUGACCCCAAUAGGCGCCGGUUGAAGUUCACAAUCGUCAGUGAGCCGAUGGACGACGACGAGGAAUGUGCGGAUGUCGGCUACGCUUUUCUAGAUCUGCAGGAGCUGCUGCUGACAGGAAAUGAUGUCAUUGAACGGCAAAUUGACAUCGUGCGUGUGGAUGAAGAGCAGGAGGUGAUUGGAUUCUUGAAAGUGUCAGUGGAGGCAGCAAAAGCACUGAGCGGUAUAUACAAGGAGUUUCAGCAGCCAGAGGAGGAGGGCAGCGAGCAGGAAGAAGAGGAGGAGGAAGAGGAGCAGAAGGAGGAAAAUGACAUUAAAGUCAUUGAAGACGAUGACAGUGAUUUCUGAGGGG